Apis dorsata (giant honeybee) is the source of this 2316-nucleotide messenger RNA. RefSeq names its product zinc finger protein 436-like. The record is from RefSeq and is a predicted model, not a curated record. The coding region runs from base 589 to 1647 and encodes 352 amino acids. NCBI's taxonomy places the organism in Eukaryota, Metazoa, Arthropoda, Insecta, Hymenoptera, Apidae. The transcript has 2 exons.
CUAAUAGAUAAAUUUGAGAUUUUAUUUCAAAUUAUUCUUCAGUAUUACAGGAAGAAGAAGACACGUUGAGUUUAUCAAAGUUAAAUUUUAUUGUUAUAUUAAUAAAUACUCCCAUAAAAAUACUCCAUAAUUACACCAUAAAUAUACAUGAUUAUUACCCUUUCAUCUUCCAUUAUUAUUAUCAUACUAUAGUAAAAAUAAUUCAAUAUUCUUUUUUUCUACAGUGUAAUUAAUACAUGUGUAAUGUGUCUUUGAAACACACAUCCGAGAAAUCUUAUCGCACAAUCCAGGGUUCUAAAAGAAGAGCAAAAUCAAUUUUUAAGAAAUUUUAAAUAUUCCAGGUGCAUGUUCUCGUUCUUGGUUUAGUAAAAAUCAAAAAAUAAAAAAAAAAAUAAAAAAAAGAAAUAAUAAAAAAAAAGAAAAGACAAAUCACCUUUUCCUCUCACAUAUCUGCUCCCAAAAAACGUAAUCGACUGACUAGCUUUGUGGUUUUUUAGGUACAAUGCGCUAGACCCACUCGCUCCAACUUUUCUGAUAGUAAAGCUAGAAGAUAAUUACUUUCGGAUACCAACGUCGCUGAGCGUGUUCAUGAUGAAGGAACCGAAUCCCAACGGAGAGACGAACGCCCAAUCGUCGAAAGACGACGUGGAAUCGGCGAAAACGAACAACAACCAAUUGGAAGAGAAAACGAAGGAUAACGCGAGCACCGACGACCCAUUCGACGAUCUCGACGACGCACCCUUGGACUUCCGGAAGAGGCAAGAACAGGAGAAGAGCAAAUCGAGCAAACAAAUCCCAAAGAAGAAGGUGCACACCUGCGAGAUCUGUUACGCCACGUUCGACCGUAAGAGCAAGCACACCAGGCACAUGUUCAAGCACAGCAACUCGAGGCCCCACAAAUGUGCCAUUUGCUCGAAAGGGUUCAAAACCACGGCUCACCUAUCCAGGCACAUGGAGGUUCACGACGAGCCUGUCAAUUUGCACGCGUGCAGCCUGUGCGACUUCAAAGCACGCACCAAACCCUACCUUAAGAUCCAUUACAUCAGAAAACACACGGAGGAUUACAAUUACAAAUGCGAACAAUGCGGAAAGAUGUUCAAGGUGCAGUCGGAUUACACGACCCACGUGAAGGAUCACGACACCGAAUCUUGCGUCUGCGAUAUAUGUGGCUCCUCUUAUCCGAGCAAAAGCUCCCUCUACUUCCAUAAACAUUACAAGCACAAGACUAAGGUGAAGAAGUUUCAGUGUCAGACGUGUAAGAAGAAGUUCAAGACGCAGAAGAAUCUUGACAGUCACAUGGAAUUGCACAAGAUCAAAUACGUUUGCGAGCAAUGCGGUAUGGAGUUCAAGAGCAAAUACGGCCUCACCAAGCAUCUGAGGACUCAUUCCGGGGAGAAAUCUUAUUUGUGCGCGAUUUGCGGGAAAACAUUCGGGUGUUUGAGCUCGCAGAAGAUCCAUCUGUUGACGCACGUCGGCGAACGGCCUUACGUUUGCGACAUCUGCGGGCAGAGCUUCACGCAGAGAUCGCCCAUGAUGCUGCAUCGCAGGAAGCAUCCAGGGGUGCAUCCGCCGCCCCCACCGAUUAAAAUAACGAACCUGCUUCACGGUGUACAGGACAAAAUAAUCGUGAACAAGAGCAGCAAGUAAAUGCACAAAAUCAGGUGGACAAUGUACAUUCUACUUUUUUUUUUCUUUUUUUCUUUCUUUUUUUCUUUCUUUCUCUCUUUCUCUCUCUCUCUCUGUUUAAUAUAAAAUUAGAAUGUGAAAAGUAUGGUGAACGGGAGCAUCGAUUUUUCGAACGAUUGUUAAUGAUUUAUUCGAGUGAAAUUAUUCUUUCGAGUUGAAGCGUUUUCCUGUGAAAUUAAUUGUGUUCCAUUAGGUCGUUCAAUUUUGAGGGAGGUUAAUAAGAAGUUUUUUGUGGGAUCGUACGUGUACAAGUAUUAGGUCGACAGACUGCGUCGUGUUCAUCAGUCUACGUGAUACCGAUUAAGACAACCUAUCCAUAAGAAGAAAAGACGUUCGUUAAUUUCUCUCCUAGCUGAUAUUCCGUAUGUUCUCGAAAUAAAUAAAUUAUCGCGAUAUUUUUCCUCCGAUUAACAUAAUUCUUUUUUAUUUUUAGGCCGUUACCACGCGAUCCUUUUGUACAAAUUUUUGUGGUGCAAAAGGUCGAUAAAUAUUUUCUCCUGCCUGUCGAGGAAUCAGUACAAAAGCAACCGGAAGAGGAUUCUAUCGCGACAAACAUUUGCAUCAAGACUGAAGUACAUGAAGAAACAUCUGAACAACAACUUGUCGAAUCUCAAUUACAAGAAACAGAUA